GAGCAAAAUUCGGCGAGUCGAGUAGAGUCCGUUUAAGUGAGCGGUCGUGGUUUCGCUUAGCACACGACUUAUCACAUAUUUUUUUGUGAAGAAAAAAAUCUUAAAAAAAAUAAAAAAAAAAUUAAAAAUAUAAAAAGUAACCAAAAAAAAUUGUAAAAAGUAGCAAAAAAAUUCGAGCAAGUGCUGAAAACGAGGACCUAAUCACCAAAAAUGGCUUCAUUAUACGUGGGUGAUUUGCACCAGGAUAUUACUGAAGCGUCACUAUUCGACAAGUUCUCCUCUGCUGGACCAGUUCUCUCCAUUCGCGUGUGCCGCGACGUGAUUACCCGUCGCUCGUUGGGCUAUGCCUACGUCAAUUUCCAGCAGCCAGCCGAUGCUGAGCGUGCUUUGGAUACAAUGAAUUUUGACUUAGUUCGUAACAAGCCCAUACGCAUUAUGUGGUCGCAGCGCGAUCCCUCAUUGCGCCGUUCUGGCGUUGGCAAUGUGUUCAUAAAGAACUUGGAUAAGACCAUUGAUAAUAAGGCCAUUUACGACACUUUCUCAGCCUUUGGCAACAUUUUGAGCUGCAAAGUUGCAACCGAUGAGAAGAGCAAUUCCAAAGGUUAUGGCUUUGUGCAUUUUGAAACAGAGGAGGCUGCCAAUACGUCCAUCGACAAGGUCAAUGGUAUGUUGCUCAAUGGCAAGAAAGUCUACGUUGGCAAAUUCAUCCCACGCAAGGAGCGCGAGAAGGAGCUGGGCGAGAAGGCCAAACUCUUCACAAAUGUCUAUGUAAAGAACUUUACCGAAGAAUUUGAUGAUGAGAAACUCAAGGAAUUCUUUGAGCCAUACGGCACUAUCACCAGCUACAAAGUCAUGUCCAAGGAGGACGGCAAGAGCAAGGGAUUCGGUUUUGUGGCCUAUGAGACCACCGAGGCUGCUGAGGCCGCCGUCCAGGCACUAAAUGGCAAAGAAAUGGGCGAAGGCAAGUCAUUGUAUGUGGCCCGCGCCCAAAAGAAGGCCGAGCGCCAACAGGAGCUGAAGCGCAAGUUCGAGGAACUGAAGAAGAAGCGUCACGAAUCCGUAUUUGGUGUUAAUUUGUACGUGAAGAAUCUAGACGAUUCCAUUGACGAUGAUCGUCUGCGUAAGACGUUCUCGCUGUACGGUACUAUCACAUCGGCUAAGGUCAUGACUGAUGAGGAGGGUCGCUCCAAGGGCUUCGGUUUCGUGUGCUUCAUUUCGCCGAAUGAAGCCACUUGCGCCGUCACUGAACUGAACGGUCGUGUGCUCGGCAGCAAGCCAUUGUAUGUGGCACUGGCUCAGCGCAAGGAGGAGCGUAAGGCACACCUCGCUACACAGUAUAUGCGCCACAUGACUGGCAUGCGUAUGCAGCAACUUGGACAAAUAUUCCAGCCGAAUACCGCCAGCGGUUUCUUUGUACCCACAAUGCCGCCAGGCCAGCGUUUCUUCGGCCCACAGUUGGCCACACAGAUGCGCAACACACCACGCUGGGCUCCACCAGUGCGUGCCCCAGCUGCUGUGCCGAGCGUGCAGCCAGGCACUGCAUCCGCCGCUGCUGGUGGAUUCCAAGGUGCUGGCGGUGCGGUGCCCACACAGUUCCGCCAGUCUGCAGCCGGUGCCCGUGGCGCACAGCCUCAGCCAGUGCAGGGCACGCAUGCAGCUGCUGCCGCCGCCGCGGCCAAUAAUAUGCGCAGCUCUGGAGCCCGCGCUAUCACUGGCCAACAAUCGGUGGCCGCACCGAAUAUGCAAAUCGCUGGCGCUCAAAUUCCCGGCGGUGCUCAACAGCGUACUGCUAGCUACAAAUACACAGCCAACAUGCGUAAUCCGCCGGUUCAACAGAUGCAGCAGGCCCAGCCAAUGCAGCAGCAGUUGCAGGGCAACAAGCAAGAGAAACUUGUCGCCUCUCUGUUGGCCAAUGCUACGCCUCAAGAGCAGAAGCAGAUCUUGGGCGAGCGUCUGUAUCCGAUGAUUGAGCGCAUGCACGCUACACUUGCUGGCAAAAUCACUGGCAUGUUGCUCGAGAUUGAGAACUCAGAGCUUAUGCUUAUGCUGGAGGAUAAGGAGGCACUCAAGGCUAAGGUGGAGGAAGCUGUGGCUGUGCUGCAGGUUCAUCGCGUCACCGAUCAAGCCAACUAAGCUCGAACAACAAAAAAGCGGAUUAAAAAUUUUUACAAAUCACUCGACACCUAAAAAUUUUUUUCCCUCAUUCACUUUCAAUUUUAUAAAAACAGAAAUAGUUCGCAUUUUGAUGCUCAUGCAAAGAAAAAAACGCAUCGAAUGACGAAAGAAACGAGAAACAAAAUAAAGAGGAUAGGAAAUUCCAGAAGAGCCGGUUAUAUUUCUAUCGCGACGAACCAAACAAUUUCAAUCAUUUAAUUUCGAACGCAUUUACGCAAAUACUGGAACCCUGAGCUGAGGAAGUCAAAAACCAGCUUUCAACUAAACACAACAAGCACAGAAUUUUAUAUAUAUAUAUAUAUUUAUAUAAUGUAUACGCAGAUAAAGUUUUCAUAAUUUUGCGACUCAAAUGAAAAGAAAAACCCAAACACAAUGAAGAGGAUGUAAACAAACACAGAUACACUUGAUUUACAUAUAGAUUUGUGUGUAUGUAUAUAAAUAUAUAUAUAAAUGUUUUCCCGAUUUAUUUUUUUUUUGCUAAACUGAAUAAUUAUUUUGUAUGCGUAAGCAUAGAAACACAGUGCAGAAUAAAUGCAAAACGAAUGCAAAAAUUUUAAAUCUUCGGUAAUGAAAUUAUACAAAUAAUUGAAAUUGUGACAUUCGUCGAUGUUAGUUUCUUGUAGCAUCCAUAAGCAAACACU
Molecule: messenger RNA, 2816 nt
Organism: Drosophila sulfurigaster albostrigata
Lineage: Eukaryota; Metazoa; Arthropoda; Insecta; Diptera; Drosophilidae
Gene: pAbp
Product: polyadenylate-binding protein
Exons: 6
Coding region: 211-2133 (640 amino acids)
Cellular component (GO): cytoplasmic stress granule; cytosol; nucleus
Molecular function (GO): poly(U) RNA binding; poly(A) binding; mRNA 3'-UTR binding
Source: RefSeq, a predicted model, not a curated record